Molecule: messenger RNA, 1242 nt
Organism: Schizophyllum commune H4-8
Lineage: Eukaryota; Fungi; Basidiomycota; Agaricomycetes; Agaricales; Schizophyllaceae
Exons: 8
Coding region: 1-1242 (413 amino acids)
Molecular function (GO): protein binding
Source: RefSeq, a predicted model, not a curated record
AUGACACACGCCACACGCAUUCGCUCUUACGCCUCGGCGGUAGAGGGUUCGCUGGAUGCCCAGCCCAGAGCUUUAGCUCUGGCUGACGAAUUCCUGAGCGUGGCUACCGCUACUUCCCUGCUAAUCUGGCGCGUGCCCGCACAGGCGGGCCAAUCUCUGCCCCGCUGCAUCUUCAUAGGCCGUCUACAGGAUGCUGGGCGGUCCGCAGAAGUCCUGGCGAUGACUUGGUGUCCCACGUCGCGUGAAGAACUCGCUCUUGUCCUCUCUGACAAAACUGUUCAUAUCUACGUCUUCCCGGCUGAGGAUCCUGCAUCUCUGAGAACCUCAGAUCGUCUUCGAAGUCAUUUUCACCCCCAACACGCCGUGCAAGUGAAGUAUUGCCCUAGUGGCGACCGCCUCGCUUUGACCACAGGCUCUGACACCAUCGAAGUGCUUGAUAUCGAAGACAAACGAGUUCCAGUGUCCAUCGGCACGCUUAAAUGUGGUCGGCGUAACAACGGCGCGGUCGUUCUCUCCUUCGACUGGCAGGAUCGCGAUAAUCUCAUUGCCGCGAUCAGGAUCGAGACUGGCCGCGUGUAUAUCAGAAGCUAUACUAUUCCGAAAAGCUCUCAGGCAUGGGACGGAGUAUAUGGAGAAGCUAUCGAAACGGAACGGCUGCAGGGCAUUGACGCCGAUGUCAUGUACAACCACGGCAAGCUCACUGCUGCUGUGUUCGAUAACCAGUCGAAUUCCGUUGCCAUAUACCUUCCAGAUGGCGAUUAUCGCAGAAUUAAUUGCGAUCUCGCUCCGCCGCCACCAGGCUUUCCAGCCGUCACUCUGAUGGAUGGUGGUUGUGGUAUCUUGAUGUGGCGAGAGGGAGCCAUUCACCUUUACGAUACGAGGAAGGCCGCGGUGGCGCAGCGUUUGCCGGGCAAUGCCGCUGGUGUGAUGAUUGCAUUCAUUAAGGUCGACAACAUUUACAAGCAACUGGUCAUUGCAACGCAUGAGCAAGGGCUUUCGCACCGCCUUACAAUCUAUCACGGCUCUACCCCAAGAUUUAUGCUUGGCGCAGAUAUUCCCCCCUGGGUUUGGACGAGCCUAUGCAUCGUAUUGCUCGCUGUCGCUAUGAUUUGGGGUGUACAGCAAACCGGAUACGCUCGGGAGGAAUUACGAUCGCUAGCAACGAAGGCAUACGAGACGGCAGAGGGUGCACGCGCUAAUCUAGCCGCAUGGCAUCAAGCGAACCUACAGUACCGUCCUUGA